Molecule: messenger RNA, 1745 nt
Organism: Chlamydomonas reinhardtii
Lineage: Eukaryota; Viridiplantae; Chlorophyta; Chlorophyceae; Chlamydomonadales; Chlamydomonadaceae
Exons: 4
Coding region: 106-426 (106 amino acids)
Biological process (GO): pyruvate import into mitochondria
Cellular component (GO): mitochondrial inner membrane
Source: RefSeq, a predicted model, not a curated record
CCUUACGCUGUAGUAUUCCUUUGCGUUGCAUUACAUUCUGCACUACUAGGCAAGGCUAGGCCACCGAGCUCGCUACACCGACUCAUUCUCGACACUGCCACAAAAAUGACGAUAGCCCAAACACUGGCAGCAUUUUGGAACCAUCCGGCUGGUCCCAAGACGAUUCACUUCUGGGCACCGACGUUCAAGUGGGGCAUCAGCCUUGCUAACAUUGCAGACAUCAACCGGCCAGCGGACAAGAUCAGCCUGCCCCAACAAUGCGCCAUCACGGCCACGGGAGUGAUCUGGUCGCGCUACAGCACCCAGAUCACGCCGGUAAACUACAACCUGCUGGCGGUCAACGCAUUCAUGGCGGUGACGGGGGGAUACCAGCUGUUCCGCAAAAUCACGUAUGACAUGCAGCAGCCUAAGCCCGCCACCGCAUGAGCAGCUGACCAGGACUCAAGGAGAGUUUGAUGUCAUGUGGGCGAGCCGCACUGCAUCAGCGGUCAAGAGCUGCCGCGUGCAGGCGAAACAGGGCAGCAGCAUCGCGGGUGGGCGGCCCCACCGGCGGCGGAGGCAAUGGCGCGCGGUUUUGAUGGAUGCCGCGCGGCGUGGCGCGGCGUACUGCCGGUGGCCGCGUGCUGGGGCAGUCGAAAGGCGGCGUGUCACACUUGGAGGCUGCAUACUGGCAGCUGCAGGCGGCAGGGCUUGGUGUGGCCUGCCCAAGCCUGGCCAGCACCUGCGGAGGGGAACCUCCCAACGCCAGUGUGCCGGAGGGCGGCGCGUGUGGUUCCAUGAUUAGAAAAGCGAGUUGGCUGGCUGUUUGGCGGGAGGCAUGACACUGCAGCGCACGAGCCUGGUGUGUUCCCAGGGUUAACUUGAGUGCAGGCCGCGUGCUUGUGGCAAGUUGAACUGUGCUUGUCCUGGCUUGCAGGCGCGUGUCUUCAUUCAGGUCUGGGUACUCUAUUGCUCUUGAUGGGAACGAUCGAGUAGCGUUUCCUUUUGUACGGAAACCUCUGGAUCACAUGCGAGGGUAGGCUGUGCGCUGUAUGACGGCAGGGGGGGAUGACGCACACGGGUAUGACGCCGGUCUGAAGAGGGGCAAAAACGUGUCCACACGUGUUUCUCCACGCUCGUCUCCAGGCUGUGCCGUUUGACCCCUCUCCCAGACCGGCGUCAUACCCGUGUGGGGAUGACGGCACUGGACCGCAUGUGAAUGUCAGGUGAUCACAUUGAUGGUGGCAAGGGUUUUUGUUAGAAUCAGGGAGGGGGCCAGGGUUCUUUCACAUGAAACGGUCAGGCGCACGGACAGUACGGCGUUGGAAGACCACAUCUCGCAUCAGCAGACAUGCGGGUCGGUGGGUUAGCGUGCCCCGGCCCCCGCAGGGGGCGCGGCGCACCUAUACGUUUCAGAAAGCGGCAGUUGGCAAAGAGUUGCACAACACGUGUUCCCCGCUCCCGCCGAGUGCAUACAAGCAAUAUUUAAGGCCUCCGUUACACGAAGCUGUUGCACAUCAGGAAGAAGAGGCCCCAGCGACGAAGUUCAGACCUGGCUCGAACCCGACCGUGAAAGUAACUGUGGUAAAACUGAUGCUGAAACAUGUAUUAUACGCCUAAACGCAUAGAAUGGUGUCCGAUGCCUCAAGAAAGACGACUCUUUCUUGAGGCGCUGGUCCAAGGUAACUAUCAGAUACGUAGAUCGCUUCAAUCUUAGCACUUAUGUACCUGUCAGGAGACCCGUAGGCGUGUAAGCUGCGAGCGCG